UCAAGGAAGAUUAUAACAAAGCAGAUGAGUCGUUAAGAACAACAAAUAUCUUAAUCGUUAUGGGUAAGUGAUAUACUUUAAUUUGAUUGGUUUCUUUUCGUUCGACCGCAGAUCUUAAACGCGACGUUUCGACUAGCAUGUUUACAGCUAGAUCUUCUGGGUAAAAUUUCCGCACAGCCCCAUACUACAUUAUGCAUUCAGUUCUUGGACAGAGAAAACAAUGACAAAAACAAUACAUUGCCAUAGGGAAAACAGAUUGGUUUGACAAUAGUAUGGGGCUGUGCGGAAAUUUUACCGUGUCCUUUACUCAGUAAAUGACGAUUUCAAAACUAUAUAGCCACGAAACUGACCGAAAAUGAAAGAUUAACAAAUAAGACUGCUUAAAUUAGAUAAUAACUGUCAUUUACAAGCGUUCAGUCGCAAGGAAUUGUGAAUCCUAAGUGGGUGGGGAAGGGGAGGUGGUACAUGCAAUAGUGUCGGAUUGGAAACGAACCUUAAUUUGUUUAUAUCGACAAUGUGGACGAAAGAAUUAAAUCACAUUUAUGUGAUUAUCACCAACAAGGUCUGAAUAAUGAUAGAGAGUCCUUUUAAACUAAUAUGGGUAGUUCAGAGGCAACAAAUAAGUGCAGCACUAUUUGUUAAGGCUAGAAAGUUAUUGAUGUAUGACAACAAAUGUUAAUAAGGACACCAUAAAAAAUGAAUUGUACACAUUGCUUGUUUUGGAAAUCUCUCCAAAUGAUAAUAAUGUAUAUUUGUUGAGACUGUUGACUUCCUCAUUCAACAUAAGUCAAUUUUUGACUUAAUUCCUGUAUGUAAACAUAUAAAUCUUCCAAUUGUAGAUGACAGCAAAAAGGCAUUUAUUGAUCGGUUUGUGCAAUCAGUACUCCACCAUGGUCCAUCACUGAUUACAUUGACAAGAGAUGAACAAGGAGAUGGGCAAGGUUCAGCCACAGACUUCCUUCAUCCUGCCACACAGAACAGUUCUGCCUUGAAUUACUUCAAGAACAGGCUUCAUGUGAGUAUCAGGGUUUUUAAGAGGGUUGUGUGAAAGGUUAUGUUCCUUAAGAAGUUUCUCCAUUCAACCCCUCAACUGCUAAGAGUGAUAAGCAUCUAAUUUCUCCCAAUACUAUCAUUCCUAAGUCAAACAUUAAAGUCAUGAGAUUGAAGGAAAUGAUCACAAACUCAAGAAGCUCUUGAUUGUUAGACAAAUUCUCUUUGUAAUCACCAUAGGUAAUGUGUAGAGAACAGUAUGAAGAACUUAUAUACUGACACCAUUUUUAUUUGGGUAUCAUGCAUUGAGAGGCAAGAAAAAAGAGUAUAGAACUUAACUAUAAAUAGCGUGUUCUAAUUGAAGAAACAAGACUCAGUACUGACAGAUAGAACAUCAAGUUUUUAUGUAGUGUAUGCUUUGGGCAUAAUGAAUUCUUACUAAUUAGUUUUUAUUGCCAAACCCAUUUUGUCUUGAGGGUGAGAGAUUUGAACAAUGUUUUGAUUACUUCCUGCAAAUGACUUGUCUUUAUCCUUUUAGUAAGCCAGGGUUAAUUUAAUCAUUCAGUUUUUCAAUAAACACUUUCAGUAGUUUAUAAAUUUAUUGCUUUUAGGUAAGCACCCCCAUGGAUGCUAAAAGUAAAUUUUUGGAAGCAAUGAGUGAAAUAGAUCAGAAAUCUGGGAUGAAAAUGGGGAUGUACCACUUAUCAGAUAGUCAGCAAGACAUGAAACGGUAAUAUUGUAUUAAAUUAGUGUAUGUGUUUUACUAAAAUGUACUUUUUAACAAAAGGAUUUCCCUUAUUUUAAAGGGAAGGAAAAUUGACUUUUUACUUUGCAGCAUAAGGCCUCCUGGAAAAAUUUUCACACAGCCUCAUACUUCAUUAUGCAUGCACAUCUUAAUGGUGAUGCACUGGAUAAUAAAGCCCCAUAUAUGGAUGCAUAAUGAAGUAUGGGGCUGUGCAGAAAUCUUGCUGGCCUCCUUCCUUUGUGCUACUGCUUCUUUCAAAAUUUUAGAAUUUUUUUAGCAUAUUUUCCAAUAAAAUGAUUUUUAAUGGAUAUUACUUAUCAUAAACUAGGUGUUCAUUAAAUCAGUUUGAUAUUGACCAAUAAUUAUUUUGUUUUGUAAAAAAAAUAAUUACCUUUUAACUUAUUAAAUACAUUUAGAUGUGAAGAUGAAGACUUCUGCCUCAGAGUAAAACAACUUGUUGCCUCCAAGGCUGACUUGUUGUUCUCCAUGGAAGGAAAGGGUAAAUUAAGGAGAGGAAUUGACUAUGGCAUGCAUUCAAACCAAGAAGGUAAUGUUAGCAAAACACUUAAAACUGAAGAGUCUUUUGGUUUAAACAAGAAUAUGCUUUUGAACAACUUUGUUUGUUUCAUGUUUUUCUUUCUUCUUUUUUGUGUUUCAGUAUCUUGAAAGAUAACCUUACCCUAUUUAUCAAAGACUUUUUUGUAUUCUAAGUAUUAUGUAAUUUCUUUGUAUAGGCAGUGUUCUCUUGUGUACAUGAAUUAAUUUUUUUUUUUCCGUUUUUAGUGUUAGAUCUCUAUGCUGAUGCACCUCCUCUUGAAACGUUAAUGGAGGUUCCUUUACAUGUCCGAAGGAAACGGCUGUUGAAUGUAAGGCCUUACUAUAAAUUAUUUCAUUUUCUGAUCAGUCUUCCUUUACAAAAGGCUGUUAGAGUUAUUUACAUCAAAGGACCCUCUAUAGAAAGGAUACCAGACUCGUGAAAUGAAAAUUUUUUUUCACAAGAAAAAUAAUAAUUUAUUCAGGUUUACACAACUGUAGUGUUUCUUUGUUUUCUAUUGCAGUGUUUAAAUGAAGGUGACAUUGUCAUUGGUAAGGUAGCUUUCAAAAGACCAUUUGGUAUCACAGUGACACUGACUAUGCUGGAGUUUGGUUGCAAAAGGGAUUUCACUGAUCUGGAUAUACAGGUUUAUAUAUUAUAUAUAUAGGUUUUAUAUUACUCCUCUUCUGUUGAACCUGUAUUCAGCAGUCAACCUGUAUUAAGCGGUCACCCUAUCAUUCUUUGUGGGCAACCUCUUAAGAGAGGUUUGACCUUUGAUAAAUUAUGAUUGCUGCUUGUAAUUUCAAGCUUUCUUACAUUCAAAAUGAUUUACACCCCUUGCUAAGAAACUUUAACAAUUGUUUGUCACUGCAGCUUUUUUUUCUGUUAAGCAAGUUUUUCUGUACAUUUUCACACCCACAGGCCCAGUGUAAGGUAUCUGAGUUAAAUGAUUCAGAUAUGUCCAGGGAAUACAAAGAUCCCACUGAUGCUUAUCUUGUUGGUGAUGUUGUCCGAGGUAUGCUGUAUAUGUGUGGGGAUACAUCUUCUUUCUUAGUUUGAGACUUUUACAACCAUAAUCUUAUGAAACUUCAGUUAAAAAUAGGGCUCUUAAUGUUAAGAAUUCUCCUGUAGUCUGAGAGUGAAUUUUUUCUUUUCUCAGGUUCAACUCAAUCACAAGUAUCUUAGUUGGCAGUCAUGACUGUAUACAUAUAACUUAAGCUGAAUCUAAUCUAUAGGCUACAUUUUUAUAAACAAAGUUUGCAUCUGCCUGUGAAUGUUUAAAAGGUUUAGCCCACCAGCUUUGCUGACUAUUUUCAAACUUCAAACUCAAUGCAGGGCCUUGAUUAGAAAACAUGAUAUUAUGGAAGAAACAAAAGAAUUAGCUUUACUUACAUUUUUAAGUGUUACUUGUGUGAGAUAUGCACAACUGUACUAUCAUUCUUCUAUCAUUUUAAUAAGAGGGAAGCAUACAAGCAAAAGUGUUGAAUAACCACAGAAUGAAUUGGGGCUCUUUUGUUUUUCAGGAGUAAUCACAAUUGUGAAUCAGCAAGAGGGGAGAGUCUUCAUUUCAUUCAAACAAUCAAAAUUACCUGAAGAACAUAAACACUUACAUCUGGUAAUUUAUUGGCAUACUUGUUAGAUCUUCUUAUCAACAAUGGUUUUGUUGGUCAAAUUUUUUUAUGAGCUCCUACUGCCACACUAUAUCCCAGUUUUGGAAGAACAAAUUUGCCAAAAGUGUUCCUACUCCUCAUAGAUGGGAUGGGAUUUCAGUCCAUAGCAGCUGACUUGAUUCACCAAUUUCUCAAGUUUCUCCAGUCUUUUCAAAGUACCAAUUAAUACUUCUGACCCUGGUUGUUAUAUAGUGGGACAAUGCUGUUCACUAAAUAAAUAUCUACCCAUUGGAUAGUGCAGUAAAUUUUCAAGUGAUUUAUUCUUGGGAUAUUAUUAUCCACCUUUUGAACAAUUGGGCCAUGGAUGAAGUAUUCUCCUUUGCAGCCAUUCUUUGGUAUGUCACGCAACACUUUCACAGGGGGAGUGUUGCGUGACAUGACAAAGAAUAGCUACAAAGGAGACUAAGGAUGAAGAGGCACCAUGGGGGUUAGAUAACUUUUGCAAAAACUCAACACAAUGACAUGGCUAGACCACAAACCAGGACAACUUGAUCAUUUUUGAUUGCAUAAAUAAUAAAUAUAAUGUUAUUCACCAGCCAGGAGGUUGGUAUUCGGAAAAACUGUGCCAAAGGUCUCAAUACCGGCCUCUGUGGUUCUUAAGACAGAGGGCACAGUUCUUUCCAUUAUGGACUGACCAAGGCUGGUGAACAGCAUUUUAAUUUUCAUUCCAAAACCUGAUAUAAUAAAUAUAUAAUGCUUGCAAAAAGAACCUGAACAAGGAGGGCUGUAAUUUUGGCAAGAUCCUCCAUAAUUAGAGCAAUUUUUAAGAAAUAGAUCACAUAUAAAACAGGCAAUGUAAAUUAAAGAAAGAGUUUACACUGAAACAUUUUUAUUUGAAUAAUGAUACAAAACAAACUUUCAAAGAGUUUUUUAUUGAAGGAGAAAAAUAUUGUGUGCACACUUCUGAAUGAACAACAGUACUGGUUUGGCCAACAAACUCAAAUUAAAUGACUAUGACAACAAUCUUUUCUUCAAAAACAGUCAGUGAUCUUACAGAAAGUAUUAUUCAAAUCCAACAACAACUAAUGUACAAAGAUUUACCUCUGUUCUGUUUUAAAUGGUAAGGAAAGUCACUGUAAGUAAAUUUGCUCAUUUGUUUCCGAUAAUGGUAUGAGUAAAACUUGUCUUUCUUCUACUGAAAAACUGAAGUCACCUGAGACAAUUUUUCUAGACACAAGGGAAUUUAAUGUGGCUUUUACUCAUUGAACUCCUUAGGUUUCUGUUACACAAUUUUACAGUAGAAAUGGCCAAUGAAAUUGGACUCAAAAAUUGUGUUUUUAGUAGAACUCAAGGCUUAGCUCAACUUUUUACAAUAAACAAAUUGUUUUGGAGAAAUCAGUAAUAAACUGGAUGUGAGUAACAUUAAUUACUCAAAAUUAAAAUAAAUACCUCAUAUUUUUAAAUAUCUGAAUUACUUUUUGUUAAGGGAUAUUAAAUUACAAACAGUUUUUAGACAGAAUCCAUAAUUCUCCAUAUUUUUCUCUAUGUGUUUCAUUUGCUCCUGACUAGGAGAGUUUGUGUAACACUCAAAGCAAUCAUUUCCUCUUCUUGAUCUUGAUGUUUCAUAGUUUAGCAGUAUUACUGUAGGGAGAAAUUAGAUGCUGGUAACUCUAAGGGUUUGGUUUACUUCCUUCUAGGGUGUUAUUGAUGAUCAAGAUACAAGUGUUAAGAGGUAUGGUUAUUUAUUUUAUAAGUUGUUUUCAAUUGGUUUUUCUAUCACCCUAUUCCCUAAGACAUAUAAUUCAUACAAUUAUUCUUGAAAAGUAUUAUAUUGUAAUAAGUUUUUGUGGUCAAUUUUGUGUUACAAAAGUUAUGCUUUUUUGUAGUGAUGCUGUUCUAAUUGCUGAUAAGUUAUAUUUGAGAUCAAAUCAACAAACAAAUAAAUACAUAAAGUCAUUGCUGAUGCACUUCAGCAUUAGGACAUGUUUAAGGGGCUCUACUACCUUACAUUGCUAUAGAUUACAGGCAAUCUGCACUGUUUAUAAAGCAAUGAAAACCCCUUAAGAACAAUACAUGCAGCAUACUGGUUGAAGAAGGAGACAAUGCUGUAAAAAGAUGAUGAUAAAUUAUUAGAAGGUGCUUUGUGUGGUUGCAGGUUACUGAGUUAUCCAGAGGGACUGGGGUUUGAAGAACAUCUGAAAAUGAGCAAAGGCUUUAACAACCCAAGAAAUAUUGAUACACUCAUUGAUGUGCUUGGUAUUGAUACAUCUGCCCCCUGCUCCCUGUUGAGAGGAUUCCAAAGGUGUGCUAGACAUCAUAGCUGUUUUUUCAGAGUUAUUUGGCUCUAAAACUCGGAUAUGUAAAUAAUAGUACAUGUUCUAUAGAAUAUUUUGCAGAAACACAAUUACCAAUGCAUUGUUAACUUGGAAUUGUUCCUAUAGGUAUAAUUGUCCUGAAGAGGAAUUUGCAGAACAGCUAAGAAGACAACAAUCUGCCAAGUGGUCAAUGGAUACGUAAGAAAUUUAUUAUGUAGCUAUUACAUGGAGCAUUAAGUGACUGUAACAUUUUGGAAAAAUUCCAGCCAUUGUGUGUUUCAUUCUUAAAAUGGCAAAGCGAUUCAGUCCAUUAAAGGUGAAAGUAUCAAUUGAUUUUUCAAUUUUUUCUACAAAGCAAUUUUUUCAUUAUUCUCUGAUAGUGAAUGAUGUCUUUCUAUUAGUGCUUUACUUUUCUCUUAUACUCAAAGGUCACCACACUUUUUUUUCUAAGAAACUUUGGUGUCAAGUUAAUUUAAGGAUCUUAAAAUUGUUUGUUUUGUAGCACUGCCAAGGGAGUGGAACAUUUUAAGACAGGAAAUUAUGACACUGCCUUGAAAUACUUCAAGCAUGCACUGCAGAUUGAUGGUAAAAAUGUUGAGGCAAUGGUGGCACAAGGAGCUCUGUGAGUCAAUUACAGUUUCUCUAUUUCAGUUUCUCGCCUUUUAGAAGUUUCUUUUUAAUGUUGCAUGGUUCCUUUUUCAGUUUCCAUGGGUCACUCCUCAAUUUGUUUUGGGCUGUAUUACCUUUUUGUUUUUGCAACAGUAUGUUGCAUGUUAUCUUGCAUGUUACACCUGUUUAGCUUAAGUUUAACAAAGGUCAAAACUUUGCAUCAGUUACACAUGUUAUCCUGUUCUUAUCCCAAUUAUUUGUCAUUUGUGACAUUACCCCGAUUUAGUCAGUUGAUGUAAGUGACAAUAGUUGGUUAGAGGCAGUCAAGGUUGAUUCAGGCCAAGUAAAAGUUAGAGAUUACUGUGAGUUACUUUUGAGUUACUUUUGCUUGAACAAAUUUUGCCUUUACAUGAUGAGUUGCAUUAACUGUUUGUUUAGGUAUUUUUAAGUCAAUUCAUUGUUUUUUCAGGUUUGCCAACCAAGACCAGCUUACUACUGCUGUUAAGAAUUUUAAGGAUGCACUAAAAAUUUGUCCAAGCCACAGGAAUGCCAACAAAUAUCUCACAGCAACUCUUGUGGAACUUGGAAUACAGUUAGUACUGGUGGUCUAGUUUUUAUUUAAUUUUAUUUUUAUUUUCUUUUUAUCAUGAUUGGAGAUUGAUGAAAUACAGAAUAUCUUUAGUUUGAAACCCAUGAUAUCUUCACCAUGUGCAGUGAAGGUACCAUUCUUAUCUUCCGACUUGUGAAUGUGACAAGGUUUUCCUGUUGACUGGGUUAAUCAACAUAGCAGUUUUACUUUUUACAGAUCAUCUUAAUUUUUAAGUUACCAACAUCACUGAAGAUUAAAUUUAACUUUUCUCUAAGAGGAAAAAAUUUUUAUGACAAGAUCUUUUCUUAAUUUUAUGUCGGAAGUUGAAAUAGUUCACUUUUUUUCUGUAGCUGCUUCUAUGUCACAGUGAUCUCUGCAUUCUACAUGUAUGCUCUUAACUCUUUAACUCCCAAGAUCUCAUUAGUAAUUCUCCUUACUGUCAGCUAUUCAGUUCUUGUGAUGUUAGUUUGGAGAAUUUGGUAUUGGAUCAAUUUAUAAUCCCCCAACUGAUAUUUUUCUUUAUUUUCAUUACUUGUCUGCUCAAUUUUGUAUUGAUAUUGUAAGGAGAAAUUCUGUCUUGGUCACUCAUGGGAGUUAAAGGGUUAAAAUAUUUUUUAAAAUUGUUUGGUUUAUGCUCUUAUACCUACAUAAUAAUUAGAACAUUACAUGUCUAAUAUUCCAUAUUUUAUUCUGCUCUUUUUCUUUUGAACUGUUAAUGUAUAUUCAGACAAGAAAAAGAAGGUCUUUUGAAAGAAGCCAUGCAGACUUUCAAAGAGGCACUGGGACUAGAUUUUAACCAGGAAACUGCAAAAGAACAUCUGGAAAAUUUAGAGCAGCAAGUUAAACUGAUGGAGCAGGUGAGUCACUUGUUUUGGGUAAGAAGUGCCUCAAGUAACUAUUUGCAUGAAAGUCAGAUAUUAUCAUUUUCCCCAGAUGACAAUUCUGUAUUCAAUCUUAAUCAAACCUUUUUACCAGGAGGGGGAAAAAACCUAUAACUUCAAUUUGGGCCCAGAGGCUCUUAUAAUACUUGUAUUUCUCCAAAUUUAUCGAGCCUUAGUCAGCUGGGACAAGCAAAAAAGAAAGUGACUUCAAAUUGGCAGUAGUUAUGCAAGGAGAGCUUGGGAAGGGGUUUUUUUUUCACAUGAAUUCCCCUGACAACCACAAAUUAAGUCGUACACCUGUCUUUUUGCUUGACUUCACUGGACAAGAGCCAGAGACAGGCCAGAAAUUAGGGCAAGGGGUUUCCUGUUAAAUGUGUAACACAUGUUUUCAAACAUUUUUUCAUGUUUUCAGUUUAAAUUCUUGCUAAUGCGGUUUUAUUUUUUCCUUUCAUGUAUGGCUGCUGUGGUUCACCCCUUGAUUGCUGGAUGAAUGAAAUUGCUGAUUUGUGACCCCUGUGUUGUCAAUUAUUAAUCUGCUGCAACACUGUAAUUCAACAACUGAAUUUCUUCCCUGGAAUGUGCCCUUUUUAUGGAAUUGUUUUUAAAAAUUUUUUUGUCUGUUUCUAUUGCAAUUUGAAAUAAAACUAUUGAACCAUUUUGUCCUGUUGCCAUUUACUUUAAAUCCUUCCCCUUUCUGAAUGUGACGAUUGUUUCACUUACUACUAUCACAUCACUUUUAAUUACCACAUUAUUUGAAAUAACUUUUGUUUUCACUUUUUGCUAUCAUGUUUAAAAAUAUUUCUAUGCCUUUUUUUUUCACUUUUAAUAUUACUUUCCAUUAAUUGUUUUAUUUACAACUUUUUCCUUCAUUUUAUUUUUUCUCUUUAAUUCAUUUACUUUGCUUUGUUGUGAUUUUUUUAUUUACUGUUUCUUUCUAUCUCUAUUUUCUUUGUAUACAUCCUGUUUAAUUUUUUAUUUUUUCCUGCCCUAUUUAUUAACUUAUUCAUGUCCAAUCACACCAUUGGUAAUGCAUCUGGCAUUGUCUUUCUUCAUGGUAUUUUAACUCACCUGGUUUUUUCCCACUGUGAAAUUUCCUGUGGUGCCAGAAGAAAUCACAAGCUGCAACAAGGGCAGACAAAGGGUUGAAGAGCAGAUUCAGUCAUGUGCGAGAGCUAAUACUGGAGGAACAAAGUCAGGCAAGGAAGAAACAAAAACGAAAACACAGGUAUGGCCAGUUCCAAGAUAGUUGUGCAUGUGAUGGUUCCUGUUGUUUUGAAACCAGUUUGAUCAUUAAAGUCGUUUGUAAAAAAAACAAUAGAGAGAGAAAAUUUUAGCCAGGCCCUAUACAUGUAUAUGCUUCAAAAGAUACCCCUUUUUUUCUCAGAAGGCUGAGGUUAUGCCAGGGUAUUAUUCGUGUAGUUUACAUAGUUCUACACACUCAUUCUUAAUUAAGAUACAAAACCUUUGCAUUAAGAAUCUGUCCAGAUUUGUAGUUAGUUGUCUUAAUUAGUGUACUACUUAUCCAACUUAUUUGGGCAUGAGUAUUUUUCUCCUUAUUGACAGCCCCAUCUCUUAACACUUCACAAUUGCAUUAUGUUCUGUGUGUUAGGGAAAUAUUCUUCUUUGCUUGAAUAAACACCUGCCCCAGGGAGAGUCAGAAGUCACAAGUCAGGGGUCCUUGUUCUGUGAACCACUUCCUGUUUCUUUAUUUGAGUUGUAUUACUUGCAAUCAAGAUUUUUUUCAAGUUUUAGCCUUUUGCACCACUAAAAUUAAAAUAUUGAGUUCCAGAGAGAACCAAACCUUAUACUUUGUCAGUAAAAAAAUAACCAGUUACAUGCUAUUUGCACAGUAUCCUAUUUUAUUCUGGAAUUGAUUUCAGAAUCUGACAGUGCUAGAGUAUUGUACAGCAUGUAUGUUGUACACUUUAUAUCCUAAGAACAAAUGGAUUCCCUCUUGAAUGCCUGGUUAGCUCUAUUGUUGUUGGCUGUACAUGCAGUAUUGUCUACAUGAUCAUUGUAACAUGUUAUUUGUUUCUGUAAUGACCAUGUGGUUGCUGCUCUGAACAGCUGGAAAGCAAUGGAGCUUGGUAAAAAUAGGAAGUUAAUUAUUAUAUCAGAUUCUAAAUAGCCCCAGAUUAACACUUUACACCCUAAUAUCAGUAUGCAAACUCUCCAUAUCAUGCUCUAUACAUUUCGUAAGGUGCUGACAAGGAGAAUUUGUUUAGCAAUCAAGCUUCUUUAGUUGGUGAUCAUUUCUUUUAUUCUCCUAGCCUAAAUGAUGGGUUGGGGAUGAUAUUGUAAGGAGAAAUUAGAUGUUAGCUACUCUUAGGUGUUGAAGGGUUAACGAUUGAGGCUUCUUGAAAGUACUGAACUUUUUUUCUGGUCAUUAAAUUUUUUGUUGUUUCUUAUUUCAUAAUUUUUGUUUUUGUUGGUAGAAAGAAGAAAACAGUUGAACAUCAGAAGAAGAAAAAGAAAAAGAAAGCAAGAGUGAGAGUUGGAUGUCAUUCAAAGCGAUCAUCAAGCUCAUCAUCUCAGAGCUCAAGUGAAUCUUCCAGUAGUGAAAGUGAAUCUUCAACACAGUCAAGUGGCAGUGACGAAUGGGUGGAAAGUACUGCAGUUGAAAACAAAACUAAAAUAGAUAGAAAGAAACACAAGCAUUCUAAAAGACAACAGAGGUUAAGUCAGAAUGUGAGAGAAAGUCAUGUUCAUGCUGACAGGUCAAAAAGCAACAAAUAUUCACGGGAAAUUCAUCAUUGGACUGAUUCUGAUUUAAUAGAUGUAAGCAAAAAACCCAGCCCAAGGCAAACAAGACUGAAGGUUGAAGAAAGAGAAAGAAGAAAAAGCCCUCAUCCUUCAAAGUCAUCUGUAAGUUCCAGCAUUGAUGGAGAGAAGGUGAAACAAUAUAAAGAUGAUAAAGAAUCAAUGGAAAGUAGAUCUAGGAAAAGAAAAAACAGUGAGAAAGACUCUUAUAAACAAGAAAGCAAGGAUUCAAUGUGUUCAAAAAGAGCUCAGUUAUCAGAUAACAAUGGUUCUGCAUCAUCCAACAUCAGUGAGAAUUCUAUCACAGGAAUGCUGAAGAGAAUCAGAGAGCAUAGUGACAAAAAUGACAGGUUGAAGGAGACAAAUGCAAGAGAAACCUCAGGUGCCAGUUCAAAUUAUAAAUAUGCUGCUGCUACUGAUAUAGGAAGUAGAGGAAGAGCACCCAGCUCCAAAAAGGAGAAGAACAAUGCAGAGAAAGUUAAAGAAGGCUCUGUAACCAAGGCACAAAAUGUUAGUGCAGUCCAUUUUCCUGACUCAACAGAUGCUUAUGGGAAUGCUAGAAGUUCAAAUACAGACACUAAAUCAAAAUUCCUCCAUGCACAAAAUCAGCAUAGUGAUUUCAUGUGGAACAGGAAACCAUCACUGGUUACUUAUGAGGCAAGUUCUGAUGAAGAACAAGGCACUUCACACAUUUAACAAUUAGUCUAAAAUAUUGUUUUUGGUAUUUUGUUCAAAUGAAUCAGGAAGUGGUUAGUAAGCCUCCUAAAUUUUAAAUGUUACCAAUAAUAUCAAAUUUUAUUGGGGAGCCUUUAAAUGGGGGGGAUUCUCAUUGCCUUGCCCUGUCACACACAGGAGUGGGUUAGUUUUUAUAGAGGGGAAAAGAAAAUAUCUGGAAAAUUACAAUUUCUGUGGGGACUUCUCACACACCCCAGCUUUCCCUAGCCUUAACCCUUUAACUCCCAAGAUCUGAUUGUUUCUUCUCCCCUCUAGCUGCUACACAUUUCCUUGUAAAUUGUUUAUGAGAAUUUGGUGUUCAAUCAAAGUAAUAUUUUGUAUCUGAUGAGUUUGAGUAUUCUCAUUACCUGUUUGCUGGAUAAUGUAUGGAUAUUAUAGGGAGAAGUUACAUGUUAAUCACUUCUGGGAGUUAAAGGGUUAAUGUGUCUUUCGAACCCCAUCUCUACUAUUGCACAACUCCAACUUCCUCUACUCUCCUUUCCCAUUGAGUUGAGGCAGACAUUUGUUAUUUGGAAAUGUUUGGGUUGAGAAUGGACAGGUAUUGGUCUCCUCUACAAUGUUAAGUAGACAAAUUGUAAGAAGCCCAUUUACUCUCUGAACCAUAGCUGAUUUUGUCCCUUCUCCAUUAAGUAGAAUCUGAAAUUAAAAUCCUCUCAGCCCUAUCUAACCACUCAAAAUACCAUUGACAACCCCAUUUUUUUCUCCUCUUUAUAAGCAAUAUGAUCUCUGUGACACAACUGCUAACAUUGAGAACCACCUUCAUAGUUCUAAUUAAAAUGGUGUACCAGUUAUAA
This is a messenger RNA of Pocillopora meandrina, 12563 nucleotides long. Lineage: Eukaryota; Metazoa; Cnidaria; Anthozoa; Scleractinia; Pocilloporidae. The record is from the annotation of a GenBank genome assembly.